UCGACCGGUGACGUCUCUGAGUGUGGACGUGUUAGACCGUAUCGCUUUUGUUCCGAGCGUAAAUUAUUUACAUACCUAUACGAGCAGUGAUUAUACUUUACAGUAAAGUGUUUCGUGACAAUAGUGUGAAGUAGAAUCACAUGUGUGUUGUGAACGUAAUAAUAUGACAAGUGUUUUGAAAAAAUCGAGGGGUACGAAAGGAAAAUCUGAAUCCAUGCAAGAAGAUUUGCCCUCCAGAUGGAACUUGUCCUGCGGGCACAAGACCGAAGAUGCUUCGAAACUGAUCAAAUAUAUCGAUGACAAUGUUAUUGGAAAAGGAAACUCAUUCUGUGGACCGUUCGGUCGCCGAAAGGUGGUGUACUGCGACUACAAUGGAUCGGGGCGCGCGUUGUUAUGGCUGGAGGAGUACAUGGCGCGGAUGGUGCUGCCGAUCCACGCCACGCGGUGCAAGGCGCUCUCCAUCACCAAUGGACAGAGCGAGAUAUACAGAUCGGAGUCAAAGGAGAUAUUAAGGCAAUCGGUUGGCGCCAGUGAGGACGACUGCCUUGUCUUCGGCGCUAACCUCACGAAGCUGCUGCGGGCGCUGCGGCCGCAGAGGGUGGCGCUGUUCGUCUCCUCUCGUGAGACAGAGAGGCAGAUAGCGCCGUGGAAAGAGAUAGAUGCUGAGAUAAUCAAAAUCCCCGAGUCGAAGGAAGGGUUCAUCGACCUGAACAACCUCGAACAGAAGCUACAAGAGAAUACCGGUACGGGGAAGAGAAUGAUCGGAUAUUUUCCGGCAGUGUCCAAACUGACCGGGGUACUGGCCGAUGACGUAGCCACCACGCUACUCCUGCACCAAUAUGGCGCGUGGUCCUUCUGGGACUACAGCUUAGUAGCUCCUACUGCUCCCGUGGACAUGAAUCCGACGUUUCUGGGGGUGGAAGAGGGCAUGGUGAGGAAAGAUGCGGUGUUCUUCAACUGCGAGAAGUUCAUCGGCGGAGUCCAAGGACCCGAGGUGGUUGUGUUCAAGCGGGAUAUCUUCAAGAAUUCUCCUUUGUACGCGGACGAUGUUGAGCUGCUCGCUGAGCGUAUCGAGAAGCAGCGCUGCACGGAGGCGGUGCGAGCGGCGCUGGUGGUCCAGCUGCGAGACGCGGUGGGCCUGCAGAACAUCGCUGACCGCCAGGACCAUAUCACCAGACAAGUUCUGUCGCACAUCAAGAAUAUACCGGAGCUGAUACUCCUGGGCACCGAGUCUCGGACGAUGCGGCGUCUGCCCAUCUUCUCCCUCAUGGUGAAGCAUCCUCGGGGCACCUUCCUCCAUCACAACUUCGUGUGUGCGAUCCUCAACGACGUGUUCGGCAUCCAGGCGAGAGGCGGACUUAGCGGGUACCAGAACUAUGGGUCGGAUAUCCUGGGUAUUGAUGAUAAGCUUCGAGAGGAAUAUGAGAAACUGCUGGAUGUUGAAGCGCAGAAGGAAAUAGCUCGGGUUCGCAAACUGAGCGUGAUAAAGUCGCCCGAAGUCCCGAUACACAACGAGCACUUGCGGCCCGGCUUCUGUAGAAUAUCUCUGCCGUUCUUCAUGUCGGAAUGUGAAUUGGCCUUUGUGUUGGAGGCAUUGAAAAUGGUGGCCACGGAGGGCUGGAAAAUAUUGCCGCAGUACGUCGUCAACUCCGAGACGGGACAAUGGAGGCAUCACUCGAGCUCCGUGCUGCGAGACAGAAAGUCUUUGUACUCCUUACGAUUCAAUGACGGCAAGAUGUGUGCAAACGAAAGGCGGAUUUCUGGACCAGGAAUUUUCCCGCAAACAUACACGGAGUGUUUACAAACCGCAAGAAAUUUGUUCAACCGAGCGCGAAAAUUAGCCAUGAAAUGUAUUAUCGAACCCGAAGUCGGUUUCAACCCGAAGAUAGAUUACCUGCGCUGGUUCAUGUUGCCGAAAGAAGCUCACGACCUGCUGCUAGGAAAAUCGGCGAAUGUGAAACACAUAGUUCCCUUCGACCCGUCCGGUUACACGGGAGCCAGGAAAAGCCUGCAGAUUUCGAGAUCUUCUAACAUAUCUUCCCCUAUAUUAGGCUCCUCCGCGAGACACUUCAGCCUCUCCGCAAUCGACGACUGUCAAAUAUAUAGAUUUAAGCAGAAACAGAAAUUCUACUCCAGAGAGUCGAGUCUGAAGGAGGUCAACAAGGAAGAUCUGUCACCCGAGACCGCGAAUCCCGUACAGUUCGCAGUUGGGGAGUCCGUGUCGCCGCUCCGCAUAGUUCCCCAACACGCUAGACCCAUGCUCAUGAUGAGAUCUAGAUGCUAUAGCUUAGGAUCCGAUAUUCCCCAAGUUCCGUUAAGUACACAGACCAAACUAAACCUGGGCGUGAAAGAGGCUAGUCCGAGUCAUCAUAUAGAUAAGAAGAGCACGUUCUGUCACUGCGGUAGCCAAACCGACCUCCAAUCCCUAGACGACGAAGUCAUUUCACCCAUCAAAAAGUACCCAUACAGCGCACAAAGUAGCACAUCGAUCUCGGACUGUAGUCAGACGGGCCGCACCUCACCCACCGUAUCCAUAACCUCCCACACCUCCGAGGACCUCCAGGCCUACGUCAAGGAGAUGACCAAAGAAAUCGCAACGGAAAUUAAGUCGGAAAUCCGGGAAGUCAUUUCCAGGGUCGACGACAUCCUCGACAACUCCGAUGCCGUCGAUCAGACCAAUGUCAGUCUCAAUUCGACGUCAAGUCAGAGCGACAGGAACUCCGUGUCCGUCAUCGACGUGGCCGAGUACCUGAUGGGCAUGUCCAGGGAGAUGGCCACGGAAAUGAAGCACGAGAUUCGCGAGAUGGUGAACCAGGUCGACGAGAUGAUCUCGCCCGAUCCGAACGCGUCGGGCUCGAGACGGAGCUCCCCGCCGCAGCCCGUCAGAAGGAGGAUCGGAUCGGGCCCCGAGCUGGGGCUGGAUCUUCCCAAGCACGCCGCUCAGCAGCUGAAAAAGUCUCCCACUAGUCCCUUAUUCACGACCCAUAUUUCGGAGGACGACCGCUGCAAGCGGUCACCCGCGCAGUCGCCCAAGUCGGCCCAGUGCACACCUUCGCACGAGGCUUCCGGGCCGAGCAGCAUCUCCUUCAACUCCAGCGAGACCUCAACCCCGGACACCAUAAUCCAGGUGGUCACCACCUCUCAAAAUUCCCCCAACCUCCCCAAGUCGUCCAGCUCGAACAAGCUGUCGGACGAGGAAGUGAGCUGCGCCGACGCCAUCUGCAGACAUUGCUGCAUCAAAAAGUCCUGGUGCCAAAACCCCUCCGUCAGCUCGCAGGACAGCGGAAUAAACAUGACUUUCACCGAGACAGAUUCCUUUAGCGAUUUCGCGAAGUGGCGAACUUCCUCAGACCCGACGAACAAUAAACUGAGAAAGCUUCAGGGGAGAUUGCGGUCGUGCCACGACAAGAACGAGGUCCCCGACAUUAUUGAGGGCGUGCCGGUGUGCAACAAUCCCACCAAGCAAGUCAUAAAAUACACCGAGACGGAGUCUGGAAGAGUGGUCUUCCAAAUUCAAGACGACGACGGACAGAGCCGAAGCGCGCCAAGCGCGAUGGACUCGAAGCGGUCAAGUAGAUCGUCGAACGCGUCGUCUAGUUGUAGCGACCGCAGUUCGCGCUCAAGCGGCUACGGCACUGAGCACAGAGUAUCUAAUGACGAGUCCCUAUACGAUAGGAGUGAGUCAGAAUGCCGGCUGUUCAAGUCGGAGUGCUGGGAGGAAGCGGAACAGGACGACAGCAGCGCGUGUAGCGACGCAUCGCUAACAGACUUCACAUUCGACGACGAGGGCAAAUGGCACUGCCCGCCUAAAAACGUCUGGAAAGCCACUGUUGAGGCAAUACAAGAGCACCACAUGAUCAAGCCCAAUGACAAAGUGCUGGUCUGUCUGUCCGGCAGUAGGGACUCCAUAGCGCUGCUCCAUACCAUGCAUCAGUACCAGUUCUACGCCAGGGCUAAAGGCAUACAUUUUAGCAUAGGUGCACUAUUCGUACAAGAACCGGACUCGAGCGUCGACCCGCUACAUCUGAUGGCGUACUGCAGAACGCUCGGCGUCAAAUUCAUAUACCAGGACAAAAUGAACCACAACGAAAUGCAACAUUCCGGCGCGCACAUAUCGGAGGUGCGGCGGUGGGCGUGUCACGGCGUGCGGCGGCGCGUGUACGGCGCGGCGGCGGCGCACGGCUACGGCGUCGCGGCGCUCGCGCAGUGUCUCGACAACGCCGCGCAGGCCUUCAUAGCGGCUGCGUUGUACGGCGGCGCGCUAGCGUCUACCAAAGCGCAUUAUCGUGUCAGGGAGCACAACAUCCGUAUAAUCCGGCCGUUCAUCUACGUGCGGUCUCGCGCGCUGCGGUCGUUCGCGUGGUCGCGCGGUCUGCCGCACUUCGCCGAAACACACACGCCUGACUCGCCGCCAUCUUCGGAUGAGGACAAAUCCAUGCCCCUGGACCGGUCGAUAUCGCAGCCGUGCGGCAGCAAGGAGUCGCUACACGAGCAACUCUCCGAGCCGCUCGGCGAACCGCUCGUCGCCGCUCGCGAACUGCUCACGAGCCAGGAGCGAACACAUCCCUACAUAUUCACCAGCCUGAAGAAUGCUCUACACCCGCUCAUCGGUUCCAGGAACAUCGAGAAAGGUUUAAAGGAAAGUCGCCAUAGAAAGAAGUCGGUGAUACAGAUGAAAAAUGGCGCCCCAGUGUACGACUCGGAGGAGGGGACGGAGGAGGAGCCCGUGCCAUAGACUAUAAUCUCCCGCCAAAAGGAUUUUACUCGUUUAUUUAUGGUUACUCAGUGAUAUGAUGUGAUCAAGUGAUUUUUGUUAUUGUUUAAGUUGUUUAACAAAAAAAAUCAACGUCAAACGUUGCUGUACGAAUUAAUUUGAGGUUAUGUUUUGAAAUUCGAAUUAAUAUUUGUUAAGGUUAAACGACAGAUUGCAGCGUCUGAUUUAUGAAUUAUUAGACACUUCAGUGUGUUCGGUAGCGUUAUUUAUUAAUAUUUACUCUUUUAUAGUAGUUAAGGGUUGCCAUUUUGUAUUUUACCGUUGUACGGUAUAUUUUGUUUGGAAGUGGGAGUGUGUUUGUUAGCGUUUUGUGCUUGUGGCGUGCAUGUCGGUGUUCAAUGCUGUUAUAUAUUUAUUGAGCAGAGAUCUAUCAAUGUUUAUAAAUUAAUCUAAAUCGAAGACGAGUAGUCUUUUAAGAUUUGUUAAAAUUUUUCUUAUAUAUUUUGAUAAAAUCUGAAUUUUAUGUACUUUAGACUGUAGUGAACUUAGAGUACAUAUGAUUACGGCAAACGCGCUAUUAGUAGUACUAGUGUCUAUGUCAAGACACAUUUAGUUUUAAGACAUCAAAGUAUAGUCAUGAGAAAUUUUAGGGUUGCUAUUCUAUGAAAUAUAUUUUAUAGGCAUCCACUCGGAGCUAUGCUAGCUUGAUAUGAAUUUUUGCUAAGAUAUUUUAUUGUUUUACUAAUAACAACUGUAGAGUGAAAUAAAAUCAAAGCUAAUUUUAAUAACUACAACAUACAAUUUGUAUGAAUUCAAUUUAUACAAUAAGUUUUUUUGUAUUAUAUUAGGAAUCUUUAUUAUUAUUAUGUUUUUGUUGUAUGAUCUCUACAUAUUUUGCAGUUGAGUUAUAAGUUUUACUUUGUAUGGUUAUUAAUUAUUAUAAACAUUGUAUGAAAUCUAAAAUCGUAAAGGCUUCAUUCACGUUGGUUAUCAUCGCCGAAUCAAUGUGAACAAACCUUAACGUUAUAAUUUUGUAGAUCUUGAUCUAAGUAUAAACGUUUUAAUACAAAUAAAAGUAUAUUCAAAUUACUACCAAAAAUAUAACAAAGUCGAUAUUAAAUACUAUUUAUGGAUAUGAAAUAUGAGUGUUGAACUAUUUAUAUUACAUAAACGUACUAAUGUAUUAUGUGGCAUCGCUUUGUAUUUUGCAAAGUAAAAAGGUAAAAACUAAGGUCUCCUUGUGAAAUAAGACUUUAGUAUGAUAAUUUUUGCGAUACCAAUUGAUGCCGCAUAUUUUAUUCUACUAUGUGAUCAAUUACGGAUCUUUAUUAUCGAUGUUUAUUAUGAAAUCAAGAUAUAUUAUGUAGAGAAUAGAAUGUAAAACAAGGUGGAUAUAUUAUAUUGUUCGUGUGAGACGUCAUUUUGGUAGUGAACAUUUGCUAUAAAGUGAAAACUGCCCGGUUCGGUAUCGGGCAGAAGACAUAAGAAUGAAAAUAAAAGUGAUUGUAUAUUACAAAAUAUUGUGAUUAUUUUUAUAUCUUUUCAGCUCGAUGAGCAGUUAAAGGGAACCCAUAAUUUUUGACGAAUUUCUGUGAUUUUUGACAAGACUUUAUCAAGAGCGUCAUUAAUUGGUUCAUACGUUAAACAAUCAGAAGCGCUAGUGAAAUAAACUUUCGUCAUACAAUCAUGAUCACGUCAUACAAAAGAUGAGUUAAUGAUACAUCUCGCUUGUUUUAUGAUCUGUUGGAUCUAUUAUGUAUUCGAGGUACGCACUGUCGACUUGUACUCGUCCGGUAUGCAAUUCCAUGAAGCAUCGGUAAGACUUCUUCAAAUCGAGUCACAAGAUAUUUUGACCGGGUUGAAUAACCACGGUCUCAGUGUCAUUCGGCUACAGUUUUUCUGUAAUUUUCAUAGAAAAACUACAUAAAAACUGUCUGUAGCACUGACCUCU
Messenger RNA from Aricia agestis (brown argus), 6665 nucleotides. RefSeq lists its product as uncharacterized. The transcript is spliced from 17 exons. The record is from RefSeq and is a predicted model, not a curated record. The coding region runs from base 164 to 4735 and encodes 1523 amino acids. NCBI's taxonomy places the organism in Eukaryota, Metazoa, Arthropoda, Insecta, Lepidoptera, Lycaenidae.